This is a messenger RNA of Penicillium subrubescens, 3633 nucleotides long. RefSeq lists its product as uncharacterized. NCBI's taxonomy places the organism in Eukaryota, Fungi, Ascomycota, Eurotiomycetes, Eurotiales, Aspergillaceae. Gene Ontology annotation, molecular function: ATPase inhibitor activity; protein-folding chaperone binding. Gene Ontology annotation, cellular component: cytoplasm. The transcript has a single exon. The record is from RefSeq and is a predicted model, not a curated record. Bases 1 to 3633 code for a protein of 1210 amino acids.
AUGUUGGGUCGACUGCUUAGCACCGCGGCCUCGAGCCUCAAUCCGGCGGCGUAUUCUUCACGAAAUCACGGAACUCCUCUUGAAUCGGUGACUGAGGAGGAACACACAUCCGGUCUUCUCUUCCCCGACGCCAGCCUCCUCCGCCGUUCCAACACCCACACAUAUCCACUCCAGACAACCUUCCACUCCCCCAAUGCCUCCACAGCCGGUGCUUAUGAUGACCGCGGAGGAUUAGAGCUGGAUGCCAUCAAAGAUUUCCGGGUUAUCGUGGCCCAAAAUGCUCUAGGUGAUCGUGAUGCGUGCGUCCUGCUGGACACACGUGCCUCUGCUGACCAGCCCCCCACCGGUCUUGGUAUUGACGCUCAAGGCCUUGACCAGCCCAGUGCACGGCAUUCACGCACUGUAUCCAGUCUUACCCGUGGUUCCCGCCGAGCCUUCCUCAAUCAAUCCUCCGUUGUCGAAUCCAGCCCGCUCUCCAACGCUGCCGAUGCUCGACGCGCCACACCAGCAAGUCCCGGUGCUUUCUCUCGAGCUCGGGGUCGCAGCUCCACACUGGCACCAGCAGGAACAUGGCAUGAACCUGGAGUCACACGACAUGGUUCUGAUUCCAAUGACACUGGCUUGCUCAACUGCAUCUUCGGCAGCAGUGCCUUCAGCUACCGUGGAUCCUCGACGAAGAUGCAUAUCAUAUCCGCAGAUGAUGAGCCGGGAAUGGUCACAAGUUCCUCUCCAGCUGUUCGGAGUCCAUUGGCCCGUGCCUAUACUACUGGAAGUCCCUCAGGACUGAUGGGGCCUCCACGAGUGUCGGAGGGCAAGCCACCCGCAAAAGUGACGGUUCUCGUGACUCGCAUGUUCAGCGUCAACCUCCCAGAAGGAGCCGAGGCAUCCGCUGAAAAGAACGAUUACGCCAAUGCCAUCUACCAGGAAUCUCUCCCGGAGAUGGGCUUCCCUUUCCCAGACGUAUCGAAGCGAAAGAAGAUCAAGGAGAAGAAGACGCCAAUGUAUGCAGUUGCGAUCACCAUUCAAAUCCCUUUGCUGGCCCGAAAUUCUGGACGACCGGUAUCCCGCUUCAGUACCCUCGGCCCUGAUUCACCCCGAGUCGGUCUGUCGAGCUCAUUGGAUUCGGAUUAUCGCUGGCCGGGCGCCUUUCUCGACGACAGCUUGUCCGCAGCAUCUCCUCCCGCCAGCUUGGACGAGCGUCUAGAUCUUCUGGUCGACCACUGGGAUGUCAUCACCCGCACCUUGUCUCACCUGGAAAGGCUCGCUAGGAACGAGAUCCUUUUCCUCCUGAAGAAGGUGGAUUCCCUGUCUGGAGCCCACCCCAAACCCGCCAAGCCCCCGAACAUGCAGAGGACGAAUCAAACCAUUGUCCAUCUGCCCGCCAACAUACUGUCCGUGAACUCGAAGCUCAAGGAGGAGGCAAUUCGCAGUUCUCGUCGAAUCAGUUUGGCUCUUCAAACACCCUAUGUCCUGACUGGUCAAAGCCGAUGGGGAGUGUGGCGAGAGGAAGGACGUUCCAUCGUCCGUGGCCUAGGUGACAAGGAUUCAAACUUCUUCUUCCUUGUACUGUUGACUGCGUUCUUGGGCAACCAUACAGAAUGGCUCAAUGUCCUCGGACCAGAAUGGUACCGUCGCCGCCACAGUCAGCAGCAAAAGGCUCAACAGGAUAGCGAGCCCGUCCUGACCCACCGCACUGUCAUCGUAUGUCCCGAUAAGAUGACUGCCCGCCGUCUGAUUUUUUUGCUGUCCGCUUUUAUUCCAUCCAAGCAACGCCUGGAGCCUCUACCGUCACCGAUGCGACCCGGUACCUCGGCAUCAAUGCGUGCCAUCUCCCAGAGCCCACCAGCUGUGCCGGUGCUACGCCAAGAGUCACUCCGCAGAGCGAUUGAGCGACGUGCUCGUGCUCAAAGAUUGAGACCUGGUGAGAGCUUUCACCACAGGCGCUCUGUCAGCAUGUCGUCCCAGGACAAUGCUCAGCGUCUUUCUGAUGUGGCUGAUCAAGCUACUCCUGUACCAUCUACGGCCACGGCUCGCAGAGGAUCAGAUGCUCGUUCGAUCAAAACAUUGAGUGCGACCAUCCAACCAAAGGACAUUCGGGCACAGAAUACCAGUGGAGCCACGACCUCAAUGACCACUCAGAGUAGCACGGUUCCCGUACCGCAUUUUACAUCGCAGCAAACCCGUUCCAGCCAGGGAGGAUCUGGUCGCAGUGCAGCAGAUACCAAUGAGAGCCUGGCAUCGGAGACCUUGCUGAAAAACCUGCAACGAAGUGACAGUUCAGUUUUGAGUGGCAAUGGCAGCCUACCUGCUGCUGGAGGACGGUGGGGUGGAAUCUUCUCUGGACUUUGGAGCUCCCGCCAGGAGUCGUCCACCGAUGGACCUGAUUACUACUCCCCGGCUGAAGCCCGCAAGCGAUCUGUUUCUACAAUCUCUGGUUUACCCCCUCGUGCUCCGCCUACUCUGUCUCAGAUGGUGAAAGAAGUGGCCGAGACUGAAGCAGAACAUCGCCAGGAGGCUACGCAGAGUGGUAAUAUCUCUAUUCCAGCCACUGCCAAUAGCCCCGAGGAUGAUUCUCCUGAGCCAUCGUCCCUUACUAGUCAGAUCCGCGAGUCUCCCCUGAAACUUUCGGUCCGUGCGGAUGAAGGUGUGGUCGAUGUUGAUCUCCCCUUACCUGGUUUCUUGUCCCUUUCUUCAUCCGGUGACUCUACAAUUGCCUCUCCCAGAAAGACUCGAACGUCGGUCACCAGCAUGGAUGCCAUGGCCUCUACUCAUAGUAGUGGAUCUGGAUUCCACAGUGCUGCGAAGGAGGCUGACGGCCCCAGUACUCAUGUUGCUGGCUGGCUCAAGUCUUUCCAUGAAGAUUUCUCGCUCCAGGCGGUCCGACCUUAUGCCGCUGUCGAGGCUGAUAUCAAGCGAGCCAUGCGGGCGGAGCCCACCCCGUAUACUCCGAUGACGCCUGACGCCGAGGGCACCGAGAGGUGGGUGGAUGUGGCGACAACGUUGAUCGCCGAUACCAGGACUUCUACGGUCAAGCGUCUUCGAUUGAGACGGAAGAUUAUCGUGGGAGAUCCCUAUGGACAGAGUCAUACGCCUCCAUCGCCUGUCAACGCUUCCUACUCGGGCAGCUCUCGCAACUCGGGCGGGGCCGCAAGCUCAGCUUCCCCUUUCACCAGUUUCUUCACUGGCCAGGGCAGGUUCCCCGAUGGCGCCUUCCCCGAGGCACAGGGUCCGAAUCACGUCGAAGAGAAGUUCAUUGAGGAGCCUGUCAUGGACCUAGAUGGGAUUCUGGUGGAUGCGGUGGAGCGAGUCCUCGGCCAUAGUGGCUACUCGUCGCUCGCACAUUCACGAGCCCCGUCUCCCUCGCGCGCAAGACGAGGUGAGGACAAGGGCCAAACAACUCCUCGGGGGGAAGAACCCCCACCCGUUGAGGUUCCACGCGCAGAGUGUCGGAAGAUGCUACUCGGGGCCCUGGAGGAGGUUGUUCGGGCCGUCACCGCUGAGCAUUGCCGUGAGGACGUAGACGGAGAGCUGGGAACCGCUGAUCGAGAGCGGAGAAGGGCUUUGGCGGGUGCUGAUAACACCCUGAGGCAAGGCAUUCGGCGAUGGCUGCUGGAGGUUGAGGACUGCUGGUGA